UCACAUAUACUUCACACAAAAGAAACAACCAUUCACUUCAUACCUUGUCAUUUCUUCUCUUUCUCUCUCACUUCUCUCUCUCAAUCUCCAAUCUCUGCAACUACUCCCUUCCCAAAAGAAAAGAAAACUUGAUCAAACCCCAUCUCAGAGAAAACCCCAGAAUUUUUUCACCUGAAAAGUACCUUCAAAUUCUUUGCCCUGGAUCACCCCCUCUCUUCAAAGCUUCAUAUAUAUAUAUAUAUAUUAUAGAUAAAUAAGACCUAAUCCUUUUCGUGGAUAUAUACUUCUUAUCCACAUCAUCAGUACAAGGAGAGCACAGCAAGAGUAAGGAGGAGAAGGAAGGAAGAAAGGGACCGACGGAUAUAAGCAGAGAGGGGGCCUUCAAACAAAAAAGUGUUUGUCUGGCUGUUAAAGAUGGAGCUAUUCCCAGCACAACCAGAUUUAUCCUUGCAAAUCAGCCCACCAAACAGCAAACCCUCAUCGACAUGGAGGAGAACAGAAGAGGAUAUGGAUUUGGGGUUCUGGAAGAGAGCUCUCGACUCGAGAAACUCGGUGUCUUCAAUGGCGAAAACUGAUAACUGCUUCGAGCUCUCUUUGUCGAAUCCGAGGGUUUCAGAAUCCAACUCCAACCACCUUCACCUUCUCCAAAACGGUGGCGCCAAUUGCAAUGGUAAUCUUUUCCACACUUAUCACCAAAACCAGUUCCCUCACCGUCACAACCAGCUGCAGCACCCGGUACUGUAUCAACACCAGCAGCAGCAACAAGGGCUAGGACAAGAGCUUGGUUUCUUGAGACCCAUAAGGGGAAUUCCCGUCUACCAAAACCCUCCUCCACCCACUCCUUUCCCAUUUGCUCAACAGCCUUUGGAUUCGUCUUUAGCUUCCUCUCCUUCUUCUUUGGUUACUAACAAUACUAGUAACACAAGCUUGAGCCCCUUUCAGUCUCAAGGGUUGAUGAGAUCAAGAUUCAUGUCAAGGUUUCCAGCUAAACGAAGCAUGAGAGCUCCACGGAUGCGGUGGACUACUACACUUCAUGCUCGCUUUGUUCACGCUGUUGAGUUAUUGGGUGGUCAUGAAAGAGCUACACCCAAGUCAGUUCUUGAGCUAAUGGAUGUCAAAGAUCUUACCUUAGCACAUGUUAAAUCCCACUUACAGAUGUAUCGAACGGUGAAGACCACAGACAGAGCAGCUGCAUCUUCAGGCCAAUCAGAUGCUUUUGAAAACGGAUCAUCUGGGGAUACUUCAGAAGAUUUGAUGUUUGACAUUCAAAACCCAAGAAGAUCUGAGAUAUCGGUUCAGCAGGGAAGACCAUCAUCAAAUGCUCAUCAAGACAAGGAGUACCAUGGCCUCUGGAGCAAUUCAUCAAGGGAAGCUUGGUUGCAUGGGAAACCAAAGGAUUCUGCUCGAAACUUACCAUCUCUCGAGAAGGAUAUGGAUCCAAAGUGCUUGAGCUAUGAGAGAAUAUCAGAUGUAAGCUCAUCAAGCCUUUCUGGGACAAGCCCCAAGAAGCCAAAUUUGGAGUUCACCUUGGGGGUGCCACAUUGAUAUAAUUAAACAUUUAUAACUAUUACAUCUUUGUGUGUUGUACUACUCAUUUUGAAAUGAUUUCAUCUCUGAAGAAGAGGAAGGAAGGAGGGAGGGCAGCCGGUGAAGAGAAUCAGGUACCCUCUCGGAAAUAUCAGAGAAAAAAAAAGAAAAAGAAAAGAAAAGGUAAAAGAGAGAGAGAGAGAGAGAGAGAGAGAGCUAAAGAAAGACAAGGAGACAAGAAAGACAGAAAGCAACAAAAGGGAGAAGGGUGGGAGAAAGAAAAAAAAAAAGGCACACGUCCUUCCUAUCAAGCUCUUGUGAGAGAUCCAAAUCAACAUAUUAUAUUCCUACGUAAAUAUGAAAUCUAAUUGAUUUUGUAUGUUUUCCACUUAGAGACAGAGAGCGAGAGAGAAGAGAAGAAGAAGAAGAAGAAGAAGAAGAAGAAGAAGAAAAAGAAAGAGAUAAAGAGAGAGAGUGACCUUUAACUAUCUUUUAAAGUAUGAAGUGAUCCUUGGUAAUUGUAAUGGAGCACUUUUACAUUUAUAAAAUAUUUUUAGCACAUUUUUACCAAA
Messenger RNA from Theobroma cacao (cacao), 2099 nucleotides. It is a transcript of the gene KAN2, whose product is annotated as Homeodomain-like superfamily protein. The record is from RefSeq and is a predicted model, not a curated record. Gene Ontology annotation, molecular function: transcription cis-regulatory region binding. Gene Ontology annotation, cellular component: nucleus. Lineage: Eukaryota; Viridiplantae; Streptophyta; Magnoliopsida; Malvales; Malvaceae. Gene Ontology annotation, biological process: abaxial cell fate specification; regulation of DNA-templated transcription.